This is a messenger RNA of Suillus paluster, 762 nucleotides long. RefSeq names its product kinase-like domain-containing protein. Gene Ontology annotation, molecular function: ATP binding; protein serine/threonine kinase activity. Lineage: Eukaryota; Fungi; Basidiomycota; Agaricomycetes; Boletales; Suillaceae. Bases 150 to 647 code for a protein of 165 amino acids. The record is from RefSeq and is a predicted model, not a curated record. Gene Ontology annotation, biological process: intracellular signal transduction; protein phosphorylation. The transcript has a single exon.
ACGAGGCCGAGAAGGGAUACCUGAAGUUCGUGCAAGAAGGGUGGAAGGAAAUCGAAAUCUUGCAAUACCUCACAGGAAUCAGUUCUCCUGCGAACCAUACCAUAUCUGGAGUCCAAAUCUGGCCUGUGCGAGGCGGCAACAUCAUAUUGAUGCCUGUGGCUGGCAGCUGGCUUAUGAUGCUAAACAACCUUGAUGUGCACCUGUGGUCCUUAGCUAAACAGCUGUUCGGAGCCGUCGACUUCAUGCACCAACACGGUGUGGCGCAUAUGGAUCUGAAGCCGCAAAACAUUUUGAUCCCUCACAAUGGCGGACAUCUGUCUAUCAUUGACUUCAACACCUCCUUGUGCGUCAAGGGUGUUGGACACAAGUUCGGUGGCAUCGUAGGCACAACCGGGUAUAUUGCCCCUGAGGUAGCUGCUGGUAAUGGCCUCUACAGUGCGAUCUGUGCAGACUUGUGGUCCUGUGGAAAGACAUUAGAGGAGCUGUGUAUCAAGUGCCACCCAUCCAUGGAUCACGAUACGCUGCUCGAGAUAUCUCGACAACUUAUGGAUGAAGAUCCAGAAAAGCGACCAACGAUGUCAGAUGUGUUGGGCCGGCUGGCCCGUUGUACUGUUGACGCUACCACCACACCAGAUUCCCUAAGGUAAUGUGAGCUUUUCUUGCAGCAUGCAUUUACUUGUUCUGAGCAGUUUCUACUCUGUUGCCCCACCGGAAGUGAAUGCAUGAAUGUAAUACCAGAUGUAUACCAGGUCAUAUUUUAUU